Marchantia polymorpha subsp. ruderalis is the source of this 1934-nucleotide messenger RNA. The record is from the annotation of a GenBank genome assembly. NCBI's taxonomy places the organism in Eukaryota, Viridiplantae, Streptophyta, Marchantiopsida, Marchantiales, Marchantiaceae.
GCGGAUGAAAGCGAGCGGCAGCAGAUGUGGCGCUGCCGAGAUUGACCGACCGACCGACCGAGCGACUGACGGAGGGGUCGACUAACGCACUUUCAUGCCAUCGAGACUGUUGCGAGCCAUGAAGUCAAAAUGCGCCCCUCGCUUUUCCUAGGCUGCAUCUACAGCUCCGGCCCCGGCGAGAGGUGAGGCGAGGCGAGGCGAACAGAGGAGAGGAAACGGUGUCAAAGUUGCAAAAAGACCUAUUCAUCGAAGUGUCAAUCGAGCCAUGAGUUCGUCGAGUUUUUUCGGCGGAGAGGAAUUUGACGUUCCACGGGAUUUCGUGGCGAGGAGGAGGAGGAGGCUUUGAGGGUUGCGGGCGGGCGGGCAGGAAACCUAGAUUCAGUGAGAACAGACUAUCCGUGGGACGUGCGGGGAGAAUUACGGAGACACAAUAUAAGGUAGAACAGCGACUGCGCCAAUGUCCGGAACGUUGAUCCCUUACCCCACUCAGCAGCAGCAGCAGCAUCAGCAUCAGCAAUGCCAACUCUAUUGUGGUGGUUGUGGAACACUUCUCGUGUAUCCGUAUGGUUCGAACCACGUUCGUUGCGCUCUUUGCAGUUUUGUGACGAACGCGCCUGCUCAUCUCAAUUGCGGAAGCUGUGGACUCCUUCUCAUGUAUCCUGCCGGGGCUCAUGCAGUCAAAUGUUCCUCUUGUCAAUUCAUUACAUGUCUUGCCCCUCAAACUCAAACCGUAAUUGUUGAAAAUCCAAUGACACUGGACGAUAGCGGACAGCUUGUUAGCAGUGUGGCUGUUGGCAUUACAACCAAGCAUGCGUGAUCUCGGUGAAUUAGUGUGCAUGUGGACAAAGACACCGAAGUAUCAUAUGCUGAUUCUGAUGAUACAUAGAACGACUAUAGUAGAAUGUUCUAGCUUUGACAAUCGUUUGUCUUAACUAGAGGUGAAUCAUGGAGAUACUCUUGGGAAUUAGUGUGUACAGUUGAUUUUACCUUAUGAAACCGCUGUCAGCAAUACAUUCGCAAAUCCGAAGUCCCUGGAUUAAUUUUUUCUGCUCCUCUAUCGAUCCACUUGUGGAAGUGAGUACACUUUGUACAUGAAGUCCAAAGGCUCGGUACAGAAACCAAAUGUGGUCUAUGGCGAUGAUCACUAUCGACCUGCACUGUAGAGAGCCAACCCUUAAAAAAGAAUCUCAAAGGUUGCAAUAGGAAUGGGUGGUUUGCCUCUGACCUAGAUUUGCCCGAGCUCUCUCCUGUAUCUUGAGGACUUGCCAUAUUACUCUGAGAUAAAUGACGGUCAACGAGAAGGAUUGCCAGGUCAGUGCUACCUAAUUCUCAAGAGCAGAUUCCGGAUUUUCUAGGAGUGACAGAAGCUUUCACUACAGCAUACUCCGCUGUAAACAUUCAUAUAGGGAACAGUAUGAUGAAGGCCAGAGGAAAAAUGCGGAUGAUUGAAGGCAACUGGAGAUUACAGAAGAGCUGACAGAGCGCAGGUUUUUCCAUAGUGACAAUUGACCCGUGAAGUCAAGGGUGUGGUGGACAACGGCGACUACUUUUUGAGCUGACUGUUCGUAAGGAAGGCACAUGACGCUCUUUGAAGAAGCGAAGGACUUCUUCAACUGAAAAAACCAAAAGGAAGGGCUGUUGUAUUAUCUACGUUGAGCUACAAAUAGGUCAUUCGUUGCUGCAAGAAAUCGCUAGCCGUAUAUGAUCUGACCUCAAUGUGCUACCAGAGGUGUUUUUCGCUCAGAGUGUUGAUUUGUCAAGUUUUAAUGUCCACCCUCAACGUCAUGUUGGAGGUUGCACUGUCUUUCCUUCUCGACAUGGUCAAAAUCGAUGCCGUUUAAAGCCUCAACGUUUCAACAUCGUGUGCAUCUCAACCUACUGUCAGAGUCCAUUCAUUCAUGUUUUCACGGUGGCGCGUCCCGUGAUCUACAGUG